CAGUAAGAAUUAGCAUACUUUAUGAUAAACAUUGUGCAAGUACUCAAACCAAAAACUCAUUAGUUUGUCUGGUUUACAGAAUCAUUUUUAAUUUUUAAUAACCAUGGCGUAAUAUUUGUAUUACAUCGUCAAAAUAUUUUAUCAUGGAAAACUAUACGAAAAUGAAUGGGGGAAUGGAGCACAAAACUCCUGGUCACAAUGCAGUGCUGCAUAAAGCACACAAAAACUACAAAUUGCUUAUGGAUCCAUUCCUUGUGAAAGUAGCAGCUAAAUUGUACAGAUAUGAUGGAUGUGUUCCUGGAGAUUCAAAUUAUCCUCCGGUACAGUGCAGAGAUCCUAGAUCUCAGCUCUCGAGAAUAUGGAAUAGACUUGAACCAGCAGAUUUACCAGUACCCAGAUUUAAAAUUGACAAAAAUUAUGUAGGCGUACCACCACAACUAGAGAUAACUAUAGCAAAUUUGAAUGAUAACAUUGAUAAAGCAUUUUUGGUUGACAUGAUGAAUAAAAUAGGCCCAUAUGAGGAAUUGACAAUAUUCUAUCAUCCAAUAACAAAUAGACACUUAGGGUUUGCAAGAUUAGUUUUCCAAGAUGUAAAAUAUUCUAAAUUAUGUAUAGAAAAAUAUAAUGGGAAAUCUGUCAUGGGCCAGGUGCUAGAAGUAUUUCAUGAUCCAUUUGGUAAGAAGUGUCAAGAGAUCUUCGAAGAUAAGACCAUGGAGAAGAGGCCACAGCCCCUCGCUCCCACUAUGAAGCCACCAGUUGUGGUUGAAGAUGUACGUCAACCAGUUGAUCCAACACUUAGCAAAAGAUUAGAGGAAACUAAAUUAACUGAAAAGGAGCCAUAUUCUCGGUACAAAGAUGUGGAACACAGUGACAGCAAUGCACGAUGGUUAGAUGAGGAGCGGGAACGGGAACACAGACACAAGCAUCGCAGUCGCAGUGAUCGCGACAGAGACAAAGACAGAGAUAGGGAUAGGGAUAGAGAUAGAGACAGGCAUAGAGAAAGAUACAGGGAGCGUUAUUCACGUGGCACUAGUGAGACGAGCGAGCCGGCGUAUCCGUCAUCGAGCCACACCUCUGAAGUGCCCUAUACUCCCGCAGGACCAAUACCAUAUGAUGCCUACUACCAGCAGCCAGGAUACAGUUACGGGUAUGGAGCGACCGCGGCUACUCCGGGCGGUAGCGGCGUAUGGUGGAACGAUUGGCGUCAACCUCACCAGCACGCGCUGCACACGCCUACACAACAUCACCAGCACUUGGAGCGACGGGCGAGCGCGACGCCGUCGUGGGCCUCCACCCCCGCGGCCGUGCCGCAGCCCGAGCCCGAGAUCAAGGAGAAAAAGGACAAGGAAAAGGAGGUUCCAGUGGAGAACAAAGUUGUUGAGCCAAUAGAACCCCGGCCGCCAAAAGAUCCUGUGGAGGAUAAGGAACCAGAGCCGAAACCGCCUCCGCCCGCAGACGAACCUAAGAACGUUGAUCUCGAUACUAGGAUAGCUAUGUUGCUGAAAGGCGCAGGCAGCGGGGCCGGCACGGGGGGUGCGCUGGCGCCGCCGUUCCUGUCCCUGGGCAUGUCGUCCGAGGAGGAGGACGACGACCGGCUGCCCACCAACAUACCAGACCUCGACACACACCACCCGCCCUCCGACGACGAUUCCGUAAGCGAUGAUCGGGAGAGUAUAAUAUCGUUGGAGGAACCAAGAGAUAUAGAGCCAGAGCCAUUAUCGACCACACCUUCACCAUACCUCUCCAGGGAGUACUAUCUCGAAUGUCUACAAAUGACGGUUGAAAAGAAGCCGAAAACGAAGUCGGCGCCCCGUAAGUCCACGACAAUUGACAAAAUCGUCUCGGACAUCUCGUCAUCGGAAGACGAGCUGCUGACGGGCGAAAAACGGCAGCGCUCAGUUCCGCCGACCGACGUACGUGAUCUGGACAACCUAGAAGACGACCAGAUGUCUCUGUCGUCGCUGUCGUCGACGGAGGCCAAGAUCGAGGAGGCGGUGCCGGCAGACGUGUACUACUCGUACACGGGGGCCGCCCCCGCCUCCGCCCCCGCCCCCGCCGCGCACCCGCCCCACUACUACCACCACGUGUGGCCCCCCGUCGUAGCAUAUCCGGGCGGGUAUGGAGCGGUGCGAGCGAUGGGCCCGGUGCGUGCGGUGGGCGCGGACGUGGCGCUGGCGUACAGCGCCCCAUUUGGAGGACCACCACUGUUACCGCACUACGCGCCCUAUCAUGAAACGCACCAUCCGCCACAGCAAGAAAUGGACAAUCCGUACUACCCAACUAUCAAUAGCGUUAUCGAACGCGUAACAACCGAGCUUAAGCAGAUUUUGAAAAAGGAUUUCAAUAAGAAGAUGAUCGAGAGCACCGCGUUCAAGAGCUUUGAGAUGUGGUGGGACGAGCAAAGUCGCAAGUUGAGACAGAGUGUUAAACUGAAACCCGAGGAUACUGGCCAACCAUUGCAGGACAUUUCGAACAAAAAGGAAGAGCCAGUAGACUCAAUUAAGACUAUAAUGGAAACACGAGAACUCGGGUUGGAGCUAGGCGGAUAUGGUUCAGGCAUUGGGCUGGGUCUCCGUGCCGCCAUUCCCAAGAUGCCGAGCUUCCGCCGCAAGAGGAAGAUACCCUCACCUGUCGUUAUGGACGAGGACUCUUCUAAGAGGCUGAGUGAUCAGGAGGAGAUGGUUCAAAAUUCAGACGAAGAAAAGGAAGUACCAGGAAGUCCAAAUCACAGGACUACGGGCUCGUACCUUUCCCGCAGUCAACGGCAGCGAUCCACUAGCUCCUCUAGGUCAUCGUCGUCGUCGUCAUCGCGGUCGUCGUCGUCGGAGUCAGAGUCGGAGCGAAAAGGCCCCGCGCCUAGGAUCUACUCUGACACUGACGAUGAUUCUGAACUCGAAGACGCUGAGCUCAAGGUUGUAUCAAACAAGGAAAGAUUACGAAGAGUAUACUCAUCGUCAUCAGAUAGUGAAGAAGAACAGAGGAGACGGGAGAGGGAAAAGACGCCCAUCCCGGAGGUGGAGGCGUCAGAAGAGCGACUGGGCUCUCCAAUCGUGUCGCCGGAGGGCCCGCGCGACCUGCUGCUCGACCGCGUCUACUCGGACUCGGAGGAGGAGCGCGAGUACCAGGAGAGAAGAAGACGAAAUACCGAAUAUAUGGAGCAGAUCGAGAGAGAAUUUUUGGAGGAGCAAAGAAAAACAAUGGAAGGGGCCAUGCGCCCACAGCCUGAUAAACCUCCUGACGAAAGCAUACAAGAAAGCAAACCAGAAGAGUCCAGAAGUAGUCCUGUCAAGAACCAUUUGAAAUCUCCCGAUAAGAGAGAGACUAAAGAGGGGUUAGAAGAAGGUGAAAUAUCUUCAGAAGAGGAGCCUUUAGAAGUUAGAAUAAAGGAAAAGAGAUCGAAGAAGAAUGAUAAGAGAAAAAGAAUUGUAUCUGUCAGUGAUCACAGCAACAACGAGACUAAUAUUAGCGUUAAUGGAGUUAAAGAAGCCAGCAGUGCGUUGUCGGAGACAUCGUCGCCGCAGUCACAGGCGUCGCAAGCGUCGCAAGCGUCGCAGGUGGCGCUCGACCACUCGUACUGCCGGCCGCCGCCCGACCUCGCCGACUCCGCCGCAGUACCCGGCGCUUCGCCCUCGCCCACGCUCGGGUCACAACGACGUACCUCCAACCAUCUGCAACACGAUCACGGCUACACGUGGAUGGCUGAGCCAGUGAGCGAAACGAUACAAGAGGAGAUCAAACCUAAGAAAGAGACCAAACGGCCGUAUAAGAGGAAAUAUGAAACGAAGAAGUUGGCUGAAAUACAGAAUAAACUGUACUCGAGUCAGGAGGAGCUGACUACGCCGACGUCGGACGGAUGGUCGUUCAAGGCGCGGGACAUAAUGAGUGAGAUGCAGGUGAUGUACGAGUUCCUGACCCGCGGCAUCGACCGAGAGGACGUGGAGUUCCUGCGGCGCGCGUACGAGACGCUGCUGGCCGAGGAGCCGCAGGGCUACUGGCUCAACGACACGCACUGGGUCGACCACCCGCCCACCGACGUCUGCUACAGCCCGCCGCGCAAGCGCAGCAAGCGCCACACCAACAUCUAUGAGGACCUGCAGGGCCACUCGAGUGGGUCGGCUCGAACGGAAGGAUACUACAAGAUGGACGCGCGAUUGAAGGCUAAAUAUAAAUACCACCACGGUCGCAGUACAGGCAACACCGCAGCGCUACAGCAACAAACAGACGACAAGAAAGCUUCCAAGAUGCAACUGUUAUCCAGGGAGGCUAGGUCAAACCAGAGAAGGCUGCUCACUGCAUUUGGUACAGAUACGGAUUCAGAUCUGUUGAAGUUCAAUCAACUGAAGUUCAGAAAGAAACAGUUGAAGUUUGCUAAGUCUGGCAUCCACGAUUGGGGUCUCUUUGCUCAGGAGCCGAUAGCGGCAGACGAGAUGGUGAUCGAAUACGUGGGGCAGAUGAUCCGUCCGAUAGUGGCGGAUGUUCGCGAGGCGCAAUAUGAGGCGACCGGCAUCGGCAGCUCAUAUCUAUUCCGCAUCGACCUCGACACCAUCAUAGAUGCGACCAAGUGCGGCAACCUGGCCAGAUUUAUCAACCACAGUUGCAAUCCUAACUGCUACGCGAAGAUAAUAACAAUAGAGUCUCAAAAGAAAAUAGUAAUAUACUCAAAACAACCGAUUGGUGUAGACGAAGAGAUCACUUACGACUACAAGUUCCCGCUCGAGGACGAGAAGAUCCCCUGCUUGUGUGGAGCGCCGCAGUGUCGAGGCUUCCUUAACUGAACGUGGCGUGGCGGAUACUCGCGGCCACGGAAAUAUAUAUAUACAGUUUCAUACGAGUGCAGUUUUAUCGAUACAGUAUUCAAGUGUUUAUUCAGUGUCACGUACUUCGUCUUAUUCGAUCUGUAUCAAUCUCAUUGUUUUAUUGAAGGUCACUUAGAAAAGGCGGUGAAGGAAUGGGUUUUGAAGCCAUUUUUUUUUAUAUUAUUGAAAACGGUAAAUUAUCUAAGGUCACGACUCGGUUUGGACUUGAAAUAGUGGAUUACAAAAUUUGCAUGAUUAAUGAAAUUCAGUAAUGUAUUUGAAGGACACCGUGUGUGUAUUUUGUCUAUAUAAAUGCCUGAAUAUCAUUUAAUA
This is a messenger RNA of Achroia grisella, 5129 nucleotides long. RefSeq names its product histone-lysine N-methyltransferase SETD1 (gene Set1). The transcript has 29 exons. The record is from RefSeq and is a predicted model, not a curated record. Gene Ontology annotation, cellular component: Set1C/COMPASS complex. Lineage: Eukaryota; Metazoa; Arthropoda; Insecta; Lepidoptera; Pyralidae. The coding region runs from base 144 to 4775 and encodes 1543 amino acids. Gene Ontology annotation, molecular function: RNA binding; histone H3K4 methyltransferase activity; protein binding.